Lagopus leucura (white-tailed ptarmigan) is the source of this 1010-nucleotide messenger RNA. Its product is annotated as alcohol dehydrogenase 1-like. The transcript has 5 exons. The annotation marks the transcript as partial. Gene Ontology annotation, biological process: retinol metabolic process; retinoic acid metabolic process. Gene Ontology annotation, cellular component: cytosol. Gene Ontology annotation, molecular function: zinc ion binding; all-trans-retinol dehydrogenase (NAD+) activity. The record is from RefSeq and is a predicted model, not a curated record. NCBI's taxonomy places the organism in Eukaryota, Metazoa, Chordata, Aves, Galliformes, Phasianidae.
GCAACUCACACACGUACUUCCAACAGCCUCACUGAACCACAAAACCUGCUGCCUGACAAGACCAGCAGAUUCACUUGCAAAGGGAAACAGAUCCAUCACUUUGUCUGGAACAGCACCUUUGCAGAAUACACUGUUGUGCCCGACUACACCCUGGCCAAGAUAGAUGCUGCUGCACCUCUGGACAAAGUCUGCUUGCUUGCCUGUGGUUUUCCCACUGGCUAUGGGGCUGCCAUCAACGUUGCCAAGGUAAAACCAGGCUCCACCUGUGCUGUCUUUGGCCUCGGAGGAGUCGGCCUCUCUGUUGUCAUGGGCUGCAAGGCAGCUGGAGCAUCCCGCAUCAUUGCCAUCGAUAUCAACGAGGACAAGUUUGCCAGGGCCAAAGAGAUGGGAGCCACCGAGUGCAUCAACCCUAAAGACUUCAAGAAGCCUAUCCAGCAGGUGCUCACCGAGAUGACUGGUCACGGCGUGGACUGCUCCUUUGAGGCUGUUGGGACCGCAGAUACCCUGAUUGCCGCCCUGGCCUCUUGCAAUAUGAACACUGGAGUCUGUGUCUUGAUUGGAAUACCACCUGCUGGUUCAACAAUUCCCAUUGAUCCAUUCCUUCUACUAAGUGGGCGCACCUGUAAAGGGACUCUGCUUGGAGGCUGGAAAAUGAGAGACUCUAUCCCCAAAUUAGUUGCCAGCUAUUUGGAGAAGAAAUUUAACUCCGACUUGCUGAUCACACACACGCUGCCAUUUGCUGAAAUCAACGAGGGAUUUGAAUUGCUACGUGCAGGCAAAAGCAUUCGCAGCGUGCUGCUCUUCUGAAGGAUGUGAUCAGGACAGCACGAGUGCAGCACACAGCCCAGCAGAUGCCCUCCUGUGCGGGCCCUUCCCUCCCACAUCGCCCUUCAUGGACUGUAAAGACAGAAGCACAAGGAACCUGUCAGCUGUGCUGCUGCUGCCAGCGCUCCUGAGCCCAUCCUCUCCUGAGAAAGCAGUUAUAUAAAUAAAGGCUCUCUUACAAACUC